This is a messenger RNA of Pipistrellus kuhlii (Kuhl's pipistrelle), 2182 nucleotides long. It is a transcript of the gene C1RL, whose product is annotated as complement C1r subcomponent like. Gene Ontology annotation, cellular component: blood microparticle. The record is from RefSeq and is a predicted model, not a curated record. Gene Ontology annotation, molecular function: serine-type endopeptidase activity. NCBI's taxonomy places the organism in Eukaryota, Metazoa, Chordata, Mammalia, Chiroptera, Vespertilionidae. The transcript is spliced from 6 exons. Gene Ontology annotation, biological process: zymogen activation. The coding region runs from base 44 to 1519 and encodes 491 amino acids.
CUCUUGUUCCCUAACCUGGGCCAAGUCCUCUCCAAGGUCCCAGAUGGCCCAUUUCAGAUGCCUGGUCUCAGAGGUAGAGAAUUAUCUCUGGGAAAGCCCCAACUCCACCAGCUGUGCACGUAUGAUGUGGUGGCUGCUUCUCUGGGGAGCCCUCCAGGCUUGCCCCACACAGGACUCUGUGCUCUUGGCCCAGCAGCUACCCCAGCAGCUGACGUCCCCAGGGUACCCAGAGCCGUACCUCAAAGGCCAAGAGAGCACCACUGUCAUCCAGGCCCCGGAGGGCUUUGCUGUGAAGCUUAUCUUGCAGGACUCGGGCGUGGAGCUGUCCCAGGACUGUGAGCCGGACUCUGUCACAAUCACAGCGAGUGGGAUGGAUCCAAGCUGGCUCUAUGGCCAUGUGGGCUCUCCGCUGGGCAGCCUCCCAGGUCAGAGGGAGUUUGUGUCCUCAGGGAAUAGUUUGCAGCUGACUUUCCGUGCACCGGCCUCCUCUGAGGACAGGACAACUGGACCCCACAAGGGCUUCCUGGUCCUCUACCAAGCCGUGAGUAUGAACCAUAAUCGGCCCAUCAGCCAAGUUAGUGGCAGCUCUGAGGCCGCACACACCCCUGGAGACAACUCCUCCAAGAUCCAGAACCACUGCCAGGAGCCCUAUUAUCAGGCGGUGCCAGCAGAGACACUCACCUGCAGAGCCCAGAGCCCUGGGAAAGAGACGCUGGACAAAGAGGAGACUCCUCACUGUGUGCCUGUCUGUGGACAGCCAGUCACCCCCAUCGCCCAGAACCAGGAGGCCCAGGGUUCUUCCAAAGCCAAGUUGGGCAACUUCCCCUGGCAAGCCUUCACCAGUAUCUAUGGCCGUGGGGGUGGAGCCCUGCUGGGUGACAGAUGGAUCCUCACGGCAGCCCACACCAUCUACCCCAAGGACAUCAUCUUUCCCGGGAAGAAGAGGAAUGUGAACGUGUUCCUGGGCCACACAGGCAUAGACGAGAUGAUAAAACUGGGGAACCACCCUGUGCGCCGUGUGGUUGUGCACCCAGACUACCGUCAGAACGAGUCCCACAACUUCAGUGGGGACAUUGCCCUCCUGGAACUCCAGCACAGUGUCCCCCUUGGCCCCCACCUCCUCCCAGUCUGUCUGCCCGACAACGAGACCCUCUACCGCAGUGGCCUGAUGGGCUAUGUCAGUGGGUUUGGUGUGCAGAUGGGCUGGCUAACUACCGAGUUGAAAUACUCAAGGCUGCCUGUUGCCCCGAGGGAGGCCUGCAAGGCCUGGCUUCAAGAGAAACAGAGGGCUGAGGUGUUUUCUGAUAACAUGUUCUGUGUCGGGGAUAAGGCACGGCAGCAGAGUGUCUGCCAAGGGGACAGCGGUAGCGUCUAUGUAGUGUGGGAUGACCAUGCCCAUCACUGGGUAGCCACAGGCAUCGUAUCCUGGGGCAUUGGGUGUGGCAAAGGGUACGGCUUCUACACCAAAGUGCUCAAUUACAUGGACUGGAUCAAGGAAGUGAUGGCUGGGAAGGGCUGACCCUGGUGCACUGAGCAAUGACACUGGCACUGUGGAAGCCCCAGAAUAAGAGUGUUGAGAUGAAGACUGAGUCCUGUGGGUGGAGAGGGGUUGGGCAAGGAGUCCUUAUCCGAGUCACUGAGAGAGAACUCCUCCUCUGCUCAAGGCUGUCUCACCCCAGAUAAGAAGGGGGCCCCCCAAUCCCUCCUCACCCUCCACCUUCCUGUGAGUUUGAACAACGCCCAGGGAAGCCCUGAACAUCUCAGUGAGUUUCACCUUGAACUUUACUUUCUGCUGAGGUUCACUCUCAUCUCCCUGUUCAAGUGGUGUAUGAGGGAAGUGGUUUCAAUGGCAUUUCAUCUUUGAAACAUUCCCAGAUCUCUUUGAUUGACCUUCAAAUAUUCAAACUGUCAGCUACACCACCUACCACAACUCCCAGGUGCAAUUACAGUGACGGCGCGGUUUUUGUUACAUAUUCUGUACACCAGGAGCUUUCACACAUGUUAUUUCAUUGACUCCUCUCAGCAAAUUUGCAAAGGAUGUGUUAUGACCCACAUUUUAUUUUCUCCUCUUAGGUUUAUAGAUUUUACUCCUUUACAUUUUGUUGGAGUUCUUUUUUAGAUACAGUUUUUUAAUUAAAUUUAUUAGCAUGGCAUUGGUUAUAAAAUUAUAUUUUCAAGUGUA